Acanthaster planci (crown-of-thorns starfish) is the source of this 4229-nucleotide messenger RNA. RefSeq names its product gamma-aminobutyric acid type B receptor subunit 1-like. The record is from RefSeq and is a predicted model, not a curated record. Gene Ontology annotation, cellular component: membrane; G protein-coupled receptor heterodimeric complex. NCBI's taxonomy places the organism in Eukaryota, Metazoa, Echinodermata, Asteroidea, Valvatida, Acanthasteridae. Gene Ontology annotation, biological process: gamma-aminobutyric acid signaling pathway; G protein-coupled receptor signaling pathway. Gene Ontology annotation, molecular function: G protein-coupled GABA receptor activity.
UCACAUUAGCACGUAGAGUUGCCGAGAGAACACCUCGUCGUGCGUCCAGCGCUGCCCCAAGAUGUUCUUAGCACAACUGCCUCGGCAAUCUGAUCUCCUCUUCGUCAUCGCCCUCGUCCUUUUGUCUCUUACCCUGCCGACGGUGUGCCUCACCAACAUCACCUUGGGCGGUCUGUUCAGCCUCGGGGGUGCUGGCUCAGAUUGGGACGGCAGUGCUAUCUUGCAGGCCGCGCUAAUGGCCCUGCAGCACGUUAACGAGGACCCUACCGUGCUCCCGGAUUACCACCUGCACAUCGAAGUCAAGAAUUCUAAGUGCCGUCCUGGCGAAGGGAUGAAGGGGUUCGUGGAUCUAAUCAACGAGGAACCCACCAAGCUGAUGCUCCUUGGAGCGAGCUGCUCCGUCGUUUCUCAGCCUGUAGCGGAGACAUCUCAACACUGGAACCUCGUGCAGAUGUCCUUCAGCUCCGCUUCCGAUGUACUCUCGUUCAAAGGUCGGUUUCCGUAUUUCUUUCGGACGAACCCGGCUCAAUCUGGCCUGAACACGCCUCGUAUUGCCCUCCUGAAGGAGUACAGAUGGGAGAAAGUCGCCAUCAUACAUGAUAGUUCAGAGUAUUUCACAAGCGCGAUAAAUACCUUUUCAGAAGAGCUGUACGCAAACAACCUGACUGUACUGGCAAAAGAGUCUUUCCCUGCUGGAGAGCAGCCCACGGUACAACUUCAGAACAUCAAGGAUAAAGAUGCACGUAUCAUAGUGGCGAGUGCGUACGAGGAUGGCCUUCAACGGGUGUUCUGUGAAGCCUAUCACCUGGGAAUGUACGGCUCAAGAUACACCUGGAUGAUCGAAAGUUGGAAUAGCCUGAAUUGGUGGCAAAAUGUUUCCCGGUUAGGUUGUACGAACGACCAGAUGUACAAAGUGGCCGAAAAUUAUGUUGGAACAGUCUUUCUGAAUUUACGCACGGACAACAAGAGUUCGAGAUCUGGCUUGACGGUCAGCCAGUACGAGGAUGCCUAUACUUCCUUCACGCGCGGUGUACCAUACGCAGGGAAGGACUUCGCCUCAUUUGGGUACGAUGCUGUCUGGGCCGUGGCGUUGGCCCUACACAGCACGGUAGAAGAGCUCGCAGCGGAAAACUCUUCCGUGAGGAUCGAGGACUUCAAUUACGAUAACAUCAGCCAUUUGAAGGAGCGGUUUUUGAAGGCGCUUGGCACUCUUUCCUUUGAAGGCAUCACGGGAACCGUCUCCUUCGACAGAUCAGGAAAUCGUCUGGCUCCCUUCAAAAUCGAACAGCUGAUAGAUGGAGUGGAGGAAGAUGUGGGCAUAUAUUUCCCUGCCAGUGGCCUUCAGUGGAAGCGCCAUGGAAAACUCUCAUUCACUGCUGACCGCCCGCCACAAGAUGGUCCAGUACGGGAAUUUGUUUACCUUGGCAUUCACACGCCGUCUUUUGCAGUCUUUACGGGACUAGCUGUUCUAGGAAUGGGAAUGACUACCGCCUUCUUGACUGUGAACAUCGUUUUCAGGGACAAAAGGUUGGUGAAACUGUCUUGUCCCAACGUGAACAACGUGAUAGCAGUGGGAUGCUUCAUGUGUUACGUGGACGUCAUCGUGGCCGGUCUUAAUCAGAAUGUUGUUCCUCGGUGGAUUGUCAACGGCGCUUGCUUGGCUCAGGUCUGGAUACUCCCAAUUUCUUUCUCCCUUGCGUUUGGUGGACUCUUCGCAAAGACUUGGCGGGUCCACGUCAUCUUUAGUAACAAGACCAAGAGAACCAAAAUCUAUGACUCCCAUCUCUUCGCAAUCAUUGGUGUUGUAGUGGCGGUGGAUAUUGCCAUUAACUCUGUCUGGACAGCUUACGACCCCAGCCAGUUGGUUCUUAUCACCCUCGAUGACCAUCUAGAUAAGGAGGCGGAUAAAAUCAUUGAAGAGUCCUACGAUAAGUGCGACUCAACCAAAUCACCCCAAUUCUUGUGGAUCGGCAUCAUAUUGUUUUGGAAGGGAAUCCUGCUAAUGUACGGGGCAUUUCUGGCGUGGGAAACCAGGAACGUGACCAUGUCUCAACUAAAUGACUCCAAGUUUAUUGCCGUGGCUAUCUACAACGUGGCUGUUCCAAGCAUCAUCGUUGCCCCUCUGGCUACCUUCAUCAGCACCGAUUUGCCUGGCGUCUCUUACAUCCUCACUGCAUCCUGCAUCCUCUUCGGGACAACUGUCACCAACUGCUUGAUUUUUAUCCCCAAGAUCAUUGCGCUAUGGCAGGAGAGACACGAGGAGGCGCUUCAGGACCAAUGCCUUUUCACAACCUGCAACCAGAUAGCUCCACAAAAUGCAUCCUCAAUCCAACGCAGUAUCAAAAUCGUCUCUGUUGCGGUGCUGAAGGAAAAGGACAAAGAAAUUGCAGAGCUCAAAGAGCAGUUGGAACAGAAGGAGCUGAAAAUCGCAGGACUGAUGGAGCUGUUAGGCAAGAGUCGACCUGAGCAGAAACUGAAAAUCAACAACUGGGUGAAAUAAGAGCCCCAAAGCCACCAUGUCCUCCUACACACCAACAAAUAUGCGGAAAAGCAAGAGGGACCGUUUUCGUAGGGUUUUGGUAGGGGCACCUGUGAUGUUCUGUUGUUGGCUCUCCAGCACGGAGGUAGUGGGUAAAUGGACUGGGAGUGCACUCAUAUUCCGGGGUAACGGUCCCCCCUUAUCCGGUGAGCUGACUUGUCCGAGAGGGAAAUUUCGCUUCAAUACGCAUGCGAGAAAUUGUGUAGUGGUGAAUAUUUCCGCUAAAUCAGCCUAGAAAUGUGAGCACACUGGAUAAGUAAGACCGUGGGAUAUAGGCCUAUAUGUUUAUUCAGUAUAAAUCAAACCUUUCUCCUUCGGGGAAGUAAAUGUGGUUUCCACAAGAACCCCCUCCGCAAAUAAAACCUUACUUAGACAACUACGCUGAGUUUACGGGAUACGCCUCUGGCUUAGCCCAAAAUAAAAUUAUGAGGAUGGUAGAAUGAAAUGCCAAGUUGAGGAACUCGCUUCUUUAUUUAUAUUCCUGCACGUGCGUUUUCUUUGUGAAAUCAGAUUCUUCUUCAAAACAAUGUCUAAUUUUACACCAAUCAACACUGGAGCAAGAUACGUCACAUACGUUGUACAUUGUCAACGUAAAAAUGUAGGUUUUCCCGGCCAAUUUCAGAAAAGGUGUCAAUGAGUUACUGGUAGCAGUAGCAGGAGUCGUUAUCGAGCGAAAUAGAGCGAACAUUCAAAUCCCCGUUUCUGUUUAAAUCACACAUUGUCCGCAAUUGGCCAGGAAAACCUAUAUUUAUCCCACUGCAUAGCAUUUGUGUGUAAUAUCCAAGUCACUGAUUCUAACUCAAUACAAAUGAUUUGAAACCAAUAAUUUUGUUUUAUUUUUUUAUUUUUAAAGACCAACAACUUCUAUAAAUGCACUUGUGGGUCGUACGAUGUCCUGUUGAGGAUAAGAAGCUUUGCUUUCAAAUCUCCCAUUUCAUACCUGUAGCCUACUCAUUUGGCCUCAGUUAGUAUCAGAAAAUGUAAAGUAGAGCGCACCUGCAAAUCUCGUUAGUGGACUUCUCCUAGCGUACCGGAGUUGUACUUGUUCACCUUGUGAUCACCUUGCAUUCCUCGGGUCUCUUAUCUAGCUCAGAAAUGUACAUUUGCAAAGCCUUGCUGAGAAGCUGAUCCUGUGUUGAUUCAUAAAUCUCAUUGUCUUCGUGUUUCCCGUGCUUAAUUGGGUAUGGAGGAAACUUACCCUCCACGUGGCUACAUGGCUGGACGUGGUAAGGUUCCCGGUGUAUAAAUGGUCAAUAACCUUUAAAUCUAUGUCUGUCGGUUAUUUUUCAAGAUGAUUGUGUAAGCAGUCUGUGCACCUGAUUCUGUGCUCAAGUCACUUUGUUAACCUGCAUUUCGAGAUACCUUUGUGUUGCGCUCGACCCUUUGCUUCAUGCACACGACCCUAAUUCAGGAAGUUAUUGGUCUUCUUUUGUGCCCAUUGGUUGAGACUUUUCACCUUCGCUCACUUUAAAGAGAAAUUAAAAGGGUUUAAUAUAUUUUGACGGGGGCGGUUAGAUAGAGAUCGGCCAUACACAAACCAAAACAUCAGGCAGAAAUCUAGAACAUGUAAGGUCAAAUCUUGUAUUUAAUGAUUUGGCUGGUAACGGCGAUGACACUGCGGCUAUGCGUAGUCCUAUCGUGCCUUGCGAUACACAGUGUAUUGAUGAACAGCGGCGUAGCCUAAAUUUGU